Hyalella azteca is the source of this 2286-nucleotide messenger RNA. RefSeq names its product sal-like protein 4. Bases 77 to 865 code for a protein of 262 amino acids. Gene Ontology annotation, biological process: regulation of transcription by RNA polymerase II. Gene Ontology annotation, molecular function: DNA-binding transcription factor activity; RNA polymerase II cis-regulatory region sequence-specific DNA binding. The transcript has 2 exons. The record is from RefSeq and is a predicted model, not a curated record. NCBI's taxonomy places the organism in Eukaryota, Metazoa, Arthropoda, Malacostraca, Amphipoda, Hyalellidae.
GAGAAGCCAUUCGCUUGCCCCAUGUGCUCGUACCGUGCAUCGCAGCGCGGCAACCUCAAGCGCCAUAUCCGCCUGCAUGAUCCGCUUACGCAGUGACAGUAGCACUGCCAACUCAUGCCUCGGAGUCCACGAUGGGUCUUCAGCAACAUCACGGGCAGCCUGGCACAGAUCAGCGUCGCUUCCGUUGGGCGUCCUGGCAGGAGGAAUGCCUAAAUUCAAUUCUGCAAGUUUACCAAUUGUUCCUAGACCUAAAAAGUCUAUUAUUAGCGACAGCUCUGAGGCAAAAUCAUUUGUCUGCACAUUUUGCUCCUACCAAACUAAUGUAAAGACAAAUUUUCGAGUGCAUCUGCGCACCCAUACAGGCGAGAAACCCUACGAGUGUCCAUACCCUCAAUGCACAUACCGGUCGUCCCACAAGUCAAACCUUAAACCUCACAUGCUAAGGCAUCAAGCUCAGUCACCUACAAACAUGCGUUACAAUCUCAGCACAAACGUAGACGCAACUCUCGACUACAGCCUUGCUGCUCAAUCAUUGAUGGACAUCAAUUCAUCUCAGCCCUCGAAAACCUCGCAAGUUUAUACCUCUUGCACUUCUUCUUAUGUUACAGCUGGGCCUCCUGGAGUCCCGUAUGAAGGCGACCAACUCUACAGUAUAUUUGCUUCGUCUUCUGAUGCUUCGAAUAUUUUGUCUAAAGCAUGCCUUCCUGCUGAUGUUCCAUCCCAGUCAUUCCAGUUAUCUGCAACUGUCGGAACUUCAUCUUCAGUGGCCACUGAAUCAGUGGGCGAACCCAUUUGUUUGUUGGGGACGUCUCCAACACAGCCUGAAUAUUCUAAUUACUCGGAAUCUCAAGAAAAGUCCGAAUAAGAGAAACUCUUUUAAAUUCCAUUGACGUCUCUACCAUGACGGAUGUGAAUCACAUUGAUUUCAACAUCCAGAAGUCAUGCAAUGCCAAUGCGUCAAACUUAUCACGUUCUGAAGUCAACUUAUACUACAAAGCUAACUGUUCUCCGUUCAUUUUCGUACCGGUCGCACAAUCUAACGGUCACUAUUUCAUGUGUGGCAAAAGAGAUCUAAGUCAUUCAGUAUUCUUACUACCCUGCUUCAACAUGAGAGGUCUAGAUUCCUGUAGUAGAUUGUUAUUGCAGCAUUUAUUUAGACCCAUUAGUGUGUACUCGAUUCCUAGCAUCACUAUGGUUUUUUGUUGAAUUUUCAGUGUGUAACAAAGCAAAAUAUGUAGAGUAUACAUUUUAUGAAACUCUUUGAAAGCUCUGUUACUCCAUGACUGAUUAACCGAGUUGUAACUGCAGUUUUUAUAUUGCUUUUCUACCUCUCAUUCGUUACGCUUAUGAUACCUACGAGGCAUUUUUCUUCGAUUACAGGUAUAUUUGAGUGCCCUUGCCAUGUAUUUUUUAAAUUUUUUUCAUUCAUUUAAUUCAAGAAUAUGAUAUUUAUGCGAUGUAAGAUAACGCUCUAGCGACUAGAGAUGAACUUUUUAUGGUGUGUGUAAGUAGAGUUCUACAUAACUUCGUAAUCGCUUUAUCCUACACAACUGUAAUACACAGCUGUAAACUCGGAUCGUAUUUGUGAAGCCAACGUAGAUGUCUCCCAAUCUACUCUCUUACUUACUUUGGUUCCGAAAAUGCAGAUUUUUCCUUUAAUUUUCUUAUAAUAUGUCAUUGUUUGAACGUCGUUGGCUUUUAUUUACAUUUGCAAUUUCGUUAUCAUAUGCAAAACCAAUGAAUGAAAAUAUUUUACGUUUGAGUCAUUAUGAAUUGAGUGUGCAUUAGUUUCUCGUAAAUAGUGUUUUCAUGAGGCCUGUAUCAGACAAUACUUGUACAGCAAUCCUAUGUGAACCGCGUUUCAUGAGCAUUGUUAUUGAGAGUGCCACCACAAGCUAGUGUUACCGCAUAAAGGAUCUCACUUGCGUUUUUUUCUGGAUUCGUAGGUAUGAUACCGUGUACCUUGCUUUUCUGUCUCUCAUGCGGGUGGCCGAUGUCUCUUGUACGCGUAGCUUUUUUCUGUUUCGGUCCUCAAUUCCUCCCAAAUUUUCGCCUCUCUGAGAUGGUAACGAUGCUUCCUGCUCAGUUGCUUCAGUGCGCUGUCGGUUUCUGACUUUCCAACAUCACUUGUAGAUGAUGUUGGUGCAGGAAAUUUGCUAUGCUGACUUUAGUUGGGAAUAAUAUCUUUUGACUUGCGCUAUGAGAUGGAUUCGUAGGUGAAAGUCUAGUAAGCCAAGUAAACUACCACUAGUGUUAGGAUGCAUUGUCGAUCUUAAAUAGAUUUGA